ACAAUCGCCAGUUCAAGCAUGGAGGAGAACUCUCAAGACAACCCUCCCUUUCCACCACAAGAUCUGGAGAAAAUAAAAUCGAUGCCGAUGCCGAUGCCGCCUAUCGGAUUGAAACUGGAAAUAACCGAGUCUUUUCUCAAUGAGUUGGAAGCAGGUAUCAAGAGUAGCACCAGACAAAGUGGAUGUGAGAUAUAGCCGUGAUAAGGUUAAGGCUUCCCAUGUUGAAAUCACCACCUUUACUGUAGGAAACUGGAAGAGGGAGGCUAUUUACAGAGGCACCUUGACUGCCAAAUUCUACUAUGCCCAUAAGAAGCUAGUGUGGGAGUUUCUUUAUGGGCUACGGAAGAGCAAAAUUGAAGUUUCUUGGUCUGAUAUCAUUGCUAUUGAGGCUGUUACAAACCCUGAUCAACCCGGAUUUCUUCGAAUUCAGUUGGCUAAGCCUCCUCUCUUCUUCCGAGAGAUCACACCUCAGCCGCGAAAGCCAACUAAAUGGAAGCCGGCAGAUGAUUUCACUGGUGGCCAAUCCCUACUUUGCAGCACACAUGAAGCAACGUUCCCACCUGGAGAACUUUAUAAACACUACGAGAUGCUUCUGAUAAAAGAUGAGCAUCUGGCUGAGCUCAGUCGCAGGCGCUUCCCGACAAAUGAUCAUCUAGCUGAGCUCAGUCGCUGGCCCUUCCCAACAAAUGAUAAUAAUGAUAAGCCGAAGGCUUCCAAUGUCACAAUCACCAGCUUUCUUGUAGGAAACUGGAAGAGGGUGUCUAACUACCAAGGCGACUUGACUGCCAAAUUCCACUAUGCCAAGAAGAAGCUGGUGUGGAAUUUUUUUGAUGGGCCACGGAAGAUCAAGAUGGAAGUUUCGUGGUCCGAUAUCACUGCCAUCGAGGCUGUUAUGAACCCUAAUCAACUCGGAUGUCUUCGAAUUGAUUUGGCUAGCACUCCUCUCUUCUUCCGAGAAAUCUCACCUCAACCGGGAAAGCAUAGCACUUGGGAGCCUACUGAUGAUUUCACUAAUGGUCAAGCCCAUCUUUACAUGUAUGUAUAUACAUAUUUCCUUCUCGUAUUUCAUUCCGCGAAUAUAUUAAGGCUUAAUGUAUUUUCUAACAGGACACAUGAAGCUAUGUUCCUACCUGGAGUGCUCGAUAAGUACUACGAGGAGCUGCUGAUAUACGAUAAGUAUCUAGCUGAGCUCAGUCGCAGGCCCUUCCCGAACCAGGACAAGCAUAUGAAUGAGCUCAGGCUCUUAUCAGGAUCUGCCGAUUUUUCAAGUCAGAAGGCUCUUGUUGCUCACCACGAUCAACGAGUUGAUGACCCCAUUGUUGUUUCUGCCUCAACAUACGUUGACUCAUCAUCAAGUCAGAACUCCUCUGUUGUUCCUGAUCAGCACCUCUAUGAACGCAACGAUAUGAUUGGAGGUGGUAAUGAAGCUUCGUCUAUUUCUCCUGCUCCACCAGCAAGGCCAUGGAGAGAGGGGGAUGAGUGA
Salvia splendens (bonfire salvia) is the source of this 1483-nucleotide messenger RNA. RefSeq lists its product as uncharacterized. The coding region runs from base 140 to 1483 and encodes 447 amino acids. The record is from RefSeq and is a predicted model, not a curated record. The transcript has 7 exons. Lineage: Eukaryota; Viridiplantae; Streptophyta; Magnoliopsida; Lamiales; Lamiaceae.